CCAGGAUUUAAAAAGCAAAGAGGAUCCUUUCUCAUACAAAACAUGUGGUCACCGAGAACAUCGAUUUCAAUGUCGUUAGGGAGGCCGCUGGAGGGUAAAUUCGGGAUUGUCACGGGGGGGUCUAGAGGAAUUGGCGAAGCGAUUGCCCGGAACCUCGCGGCAAAAGGAUGCUCGCUGCUGCUCAACUUCACGUCCGAGUCAUCUCGAAAGCGGACGGAAGAGCUGUGCAACAGUUUGACAGCAACGUACAACAUCCGCUGCGUGGCGGUGCAGGCGGACCUGAACAACGGGGCCGAGGCGGUGGCCACCAUCCUCGCGGAAGCCAAGAAGCAGUUCACGAGUUCGAAGGGGGUGUUUCGGAUUGACGUGCUGGUCAACAACGCAGGUGUCUCGGCGGACCGGACGCUCAACGAUCCCGUCAGGGGGGUUAUCGACGCCGAAUACUUCGCCUGGCAUUAUAAUAUCAACGUGCUGGCCCCGCUGCUUCUCACGCAGGCGUGUGCGCCGUACCUCCCUACGGACCGGAGUGGGCGGAUCGUCAACAUCUCCAGCGUUUCGUCGUCGCUCGGGUUCGAGGGACAGUCCGUGUACGGCGGGACAAAGGCCGCCCUGGAAGCCAUGACGCGCACGUGGGCGCGCGAGCUGGCCGACCGUGCCACCGUCAACGCUGUCAACCCGGGCCCCGUCAUCGGGGAUAUGUAUUUCAAGACGGGCGAGGGCUUCUGGAACCAGAUCCAGGGUUUCCAGGAUAACACGCCCGGGGCGAAGCUGGAGGAUAACCUGGUCGAGAAGACGGACGAGCUCUCCGACGAGCAGGUGACCCUCAUCCGGGAGAAGAUGGGGGGGCGUCGUCCAGCGUUUACGAGCGAGAUUGCCGGUGUCGUCGGCAUGCUGUGUACUCAGGACGGGGGGUGGUGUACUGGCAGUGUUGUCUGUGCUAAUGGGGGGAUGCGCAUGACUCCAUAGGACACUUCUUUCUUUCUUUCUUUCUUUCUUCUUUCUUUCAAGUUCUUUCUUCUUUCUUGACUACUGCUCUCUUUCUUCUUUCUGAUAGAUCUAUCUUGUUCUCUUUGUCUUAUCAACAAUGUUAAUCAACAAUGGUUGUCAACAAUGGUUGUCUUCGGUUGGCAAGGUAUAAAUAGCAGUACAUCGACAUCGACAUCGAUACUCAUUAACACUCAUCAAUACUUAUCAACACUCAUCAGCACUCGUCACUACUCUCUAUAUCCCCGAAAUGAACGGUACGUACA
Messenger RNA from Penicilliopsis zonata CBS 506.65, 1250 nucleotides. RefSeq lists its product as hypothetical. NCBI's taxonomy places the organism in Eukaryota, Fungi, Ascomycota, Eurotiomycetes, Eurotiales, Aspergillaceae. The record is from RefSeq and is a predicted model, not a curated record. The transcript is spliced from 2 exons. Gene Ontology annotation, molecular function: oxidoreductase activity, acting on the CH-OH group of donors, NAD or NADP as acceptor. Bases 70 to 966 code for a protein of 298 amino acids.